UUCAGUUUCCCCAAGAGUCGAGAAGCGGCGACAAACGUGGGUGCUAACAAUGCGCUGCCACACAUGGCAGCCGUCAGGCGCCGACAGAAUCUGUUGAGUUCACUUCAUCACUGGUAAGUGCAGUUCUCCGGUGGCCCUCAUCGCACGCAUCUACGCCGACAAGAAAAGAAAAAAAAAUGCGACCAUUUUCAUUUCAACGGAAACGCCGCUUAGUCAUUGAAGACCCCCUACCACCCCCCUUGUACACGAUGGAGACCAAAGAAAGCUGUCGUUCCGGUUUGAAUGAGGUCGUGAUAGCGUCGUUUGCAAGGACACCUAUCGGCUCCUUUCGGAGUUCUCUGGCCUCCGUGCCAGUGGCGGAACUUGGUGCAAUCGCUAUAAAGGGAGCUGUCAAGAGAGCGGGCAUAUCGUGCGAGCGCGUGCAGGAAGUGUUCAUGGGCCACGUUCUCUCCGCUGGAGUCGGCAUGAAUCCGGCGAGGCAGGCAGCUCUGGGAGCAGGCCUUCUGGAGUCCGUGCCGUGCACGGCUAUCAACAAGGUCUGUGCUUCGGGCAUGAAGGCCAUCAUGCUCGCCGCCCAAAGCCUCAUGUGUGGCUCUCAGGAGGUUGUAGUGGCUGGAGGAAUGGAAAGCAUGUCCAAUGCCCCGUACUACAUGAGCCGAGGCGAAACACCGUACGGUGGAGUUCAGCUACAGGACGGUCUGUUGAUCGACGGCUUGACCGACGUCUACCAUAAGAUCCAUGUGGGAGCCUGUACCGAGCAUACCGCCAAGAAGUAUGCAGUUUCCAGGGAAGACCAGGAUGAGUUCGCCAUUGAAAGCUACAAGAGAAGCGCCAAGGCAGCGAAGGAUGGGGUGCUUGCUUCCGAGAUCGUUCCCGUUACCAUCCCUGGAAAGCAUGGCAAACCAGCCGUGGUGGUGACCGAGGACGAGGAAUACAAGCGCGCCGACUUCGAGAAGCUCAGAAAGAUUUCGCCAGCAUUCGACAAAGAAGCAGGCACAAUCACAGCGGCAAACGCAAGCACACUGAACGACGGAGCGGCAGCUUGUGUCCUCAUGACUCGCCAAGCGGCAGAAAGGCUUGGAGUGAAGCCAUUGGCACGAAUCGUUGGCUUCGCCGAUGCUGCUGUGGAACCGUUGCAUUUUUGCAUUUCCCCAGCAUACGCAAUGCCCAAGGCAUUGAAUCAAGCAGGCUUGAAAUUCGAAGACAUGUCCAUGAUCGAGAUAAACGAAGCCUUCAGUGCUGCAGUGCUUUGCAACAUGAAACAUCUCGGUCUGGACCACUCAAAGGUCAAUAUUCAUGGAGGCGGAGUUAGCCUGGGGCAUCCGCUUGGAAUGUCGGGAGCUCGAAUCACGGGAAGGCUCGCUCUUCAUCUCCAACCUUGGCAAUACGGCCUGGCCGGCAUCUGCAACGGAGGCGGCGGUGGUUCUGCCAUUCUCAUUGAAAAGCUCUAGGACAGCAGACAACAGGCCACGCCUGUGCCCAUGGACAGUCCUACAAUAAAAUUGCGCUACUCUGUGAAGCGUACGGCGAUGGCUUGUGUUUUUUUUUUUUUGCAACUGCAGCUGUUAUGUGGGCUCACGACUAUAUAGGCAGGCAGGAAGUUCGCAAAGCCAUUCCUCACUUUC
Molecule: messenger RNA, 1625 nt
Organism: Dermacentor albipictus
Lineage: Eukaryota; Metazoa; Arthropoda; Arachnida; Ixodida; Ixodidae
Product: acetyl-CoA acetyltransferase A, mitochondrial-like
Biological process (GO): fatty acid beta-oxidation
Cellular component (GO): mitochondrion
Molecular function (GO): acetyl-CoA C-acetyltransferase activity
Source: RefSeq, a predicted model, not a curated record